Molecule: messenger RNA, 1749 nt
Organism: Terrapene triunguis (Three-toed box turtle)
Lineage: Eukaryota; Metazoa; Chordata; Testudines; Emydidae
Gene: ODAD3
Product: coiled-coil domain containing 151
Exons: 13
Coding region: 124-1749 (541 amino acids)
Biological process (GO): cilium movement; outer dynein arm assembly
Cellular component (GO): cilium
Source: RefSeq, a predicted model, not a curated record
CCCCCACCUACCCUGGGGUGCCCCCAUCUGCCCUAGGGUGCUCCUCUGACAGCCCUAGCGUGCCUCUGUGCCUCGCCACCCUGCUCUCCAGCAACUCCCUAGUGCCAGGGGGCUGCAAUCACCAUGCCUGCAACGCUGGACCCUGCCGGGGUGAAGCCCCCAGUCCACGAGCAGAUCUCAGAGCUGCAGAAUAAGAUACAGCUCCUAGAGGGCGACCGGAAAGCUUUCUACGAGAGCUCCCAGUGGACCAUCAAGAAGAACAGGGAGUCCAUCCAGUGGCUGCGGCAGGAGAACAAAAACCUGCACAAGAAGCUGGCGGCCAUCCUGGCGGGAGAUGCACAAAUCAUAAAAGAGGUGUUCCGGGACCGGGCUGCCGAAAAGGCCUCGCUGAAAAAUAAAAGUGGAGAGGGCGCCAUCGAGUUCAUCAACCACCGGCUCUGUGAGAAGAUCAACCGUCUGAACGACCUGAAGCACCAGGUGGAGGUGAGGAAGCGGCGGCUGGAGGAGCUCCAGCUGCAGUACGACUCCAAGGUGCAGGAGGCCCGGGGCUUCCAGGAGGUGGAGGAAGGCGAUGUGGAGGCAGCCAAGACCCUGCGCCGGCUGGAGAACCAGCUGGAGAAAGCCCGGCUGAAGGUGGAGGAGGCAGAGCAUGUCACCAGCCUGUACCGCCAGCUCAAAGCUCACAUGCAGGAGCAGAGCUUGACGGCCCAGACCCAGCUGGACGUGCUGGAAGCUGAGAUCCUGCGGCUGCACCACGAGCUCCAUGGCCUGCAAGCGAUGAACACAGAGGCACAGGCCACGCGGGAUGCUGCCAAGGAACAGCUCCAGCUCCAAGAAGACAGUGUCUACCGGGACAGGUACAUGCGGGAGCUGAAACUGACGGAGCUGAAGAAGCAGGCGGAGGAGAGGAGGGCACAGAAUGAGCGGGCGGAGAGACGGGCCCUGCGGGAGCGCCUGCCCCUGCAGACGGAGGAGCUGCUGAGCAAUGCCCAGCGCAGCAAGGGCACCGGCCUCCGCGCCAAGCAGCUGCUGGGCACGGCGACGGAGGAGACCUUCGAGAAGAUCAAAGUGGCCACCGGGGUCACCAACUCCAGGGAGGUGGUGAGACGCUUCCUGGCCCAAGGAGACACCUUCCAGCAGCUAGAGCAGCUGACGACGCAGAACGAGGAGGCCCUGGUGCGGCUGCGGGAGGAGGAGGAGACGCUGCAGGCCGAGCUGCAGGGCCUCAUCUACUCCGGGGAGGCCCGGGUGACGGGGGCCCAGCGCCUGCUGGAGGAGCUGCGAGCUCACCUGCGCCAGGAGGAGACGCAGCGCGACGCGGCCAAGGGGCAGCUGGACAAGGUGACGCGGGUGCUGCUGGUGGCCAAGGCAGGCGUGGAGCACCUGGCCAGCAAGGUGCAGCACAUCCGGCUGGAGAGCGGGCGCUUUGCCGGGGCCCCGCCGGACAAGGCCGCCAGCGACUACGUGCUGGAGCUGCUGGCGGAGACGGAGGAGAAGCUGCUCAGGGUGCUGGCCGAGCUCAGCGACCAGGACCAGAGGGAGCUGCUGCGGAAAAUCACCGAGGAGGAGUUCCACGCUAACCUGGAGGGGCGUCUGCCCAGCGCCAACGUCCGGGUGAAGCUGCCCGUCGCCCAGAAGCAGGACAUGUACUACGUGAAGGCCGGGCAGCCAGCCCCCUGCGUGCCCUCCGGGAGCCGGCUCCAAACAGAGCCCGCUCGCAGCCUCGGCCGGGCCCCAGGGUGGCCCUGA